Molecule: messenger RNA, 2378 nt
Organism: Sclerotinia trifoliorum
Lineage: Eukaryota; Fungi; Ascomycota; Leotiomycetes; Helotiales; Sclerotiniaceae
Source: the annotation of a GenBank genome assembly
CUUUCUUUCUCUUGUUGCUCUUGUUAUUUCUAUCUCAUCCUUCCAAGCAUAUCUCAAUCCAUUGCCUUCUAUAUGAUUCGCAAUUGAUUGCAUUCCUCUCUACAUUCACCAUUACAAUAACGCAAUACCCCGCCAUACCUCAAUUGAAAUUCGAAUGUCAAUAGAUUACGCCUUCUUCAUUGAACUGGAUCCCGAAACAGGCACAAAGAACUUCCACCCUAAGCCUCAGCUGACCAGAACGAACUACCUACGCAACACUUACUUAAUACACACACAGCCAGCUCUCUUGCGAUAUCUACGACAUAUCUCUCCCAAUCUCCGAACUUCUUUCUUGUUUAGCAAAUCAUAUUUGCGGAUUUAAGAAACAGGAAAUCCGACGUCAAGGGUUGCCACAAAUUGGCGCGGGGCAGCGAACAACAAACGAAAUAUGGAUGACAAAACAUUCACCUCGAUCCUGCAGCCUUCUACUACCUUCGAUCUUAGACAGCAGUCAUCGUUUGCUACAAAACCAUUCAACAAUUCAUCAACCUCCACUUCUACUUCAUCGGCUCAAUUCAUCAAACCAAUUCUUACAACUUCUUCCCGACCCAUGAAUAUGCAACGUAAGAAUCAACUUGAUAUUGCCAAUACGCUUAUGUCACCGCCAGAGCCACUUCCUCUCGAUAACUUUACACAUUCGAGCCAGGGAUUCACAAUGGAUUCAAAGAUGCGAAAACUUCACUCAAUCGUCGGUGCGACGUUUCCCAUAUCGCCACCUGUGUCUCCAGAGACCAAAGCCAGGUCACCAGAAGAGCCCACUGGUUCACAAGCAAUCACCGAUCCAAUUCUAUAUCCACUUUCCGACAACCAAGGCUCAUCUGCCAGUCAAUCAUCCCUCUUCGAAGACAGUGAUGACCCUCUCGUUACACACCGAUUAGUUGAUGAGCAUGUUGCAGCAAGGAAAGCUAGCAUGUUUCGAGAAGCCUCCCCUCCACGCCGCGAUGAGUAUGAGCUCGCUCUCGAAUUUAAAUCACAAGUGGUAAAGAUUAUGUCAAAGGAUCCAGCACUUUGGCUACGAAGGGAGAUGGUAUAUCUUAGAGAAGAUCGGGAAUUACAAUCUGGCGCAAGACGAUGGACAAACAUUGCUCCUGCAGUGGGAAGAGGCAAUAGGGUUUUAGGCAAUACUGCUACAAGAGUUACAAAGACGGUCCGCCCUCCUCGACCUGCUCAGACACCUCGCGGAGUCCGCACAGUAUCGUCAGCAACACCUGGCCCUGAUAUCAAGAGAGUUGCUCGAGAAGAUAAGGAUUUUGAGAACCUUCCAGACUAUUGUCCACCAAUCACUAGUCUUCCUAACAAACCCAACUCAUUGAAAGUUGAUUGGAAGGGAGCUCCAAUUGAUCUCCGAAAUGAUCCAAAUGUUCAUCUUCUUCAUCCAGAUGAGAUUUCUCUCGCAGCCAAUCUUCGCCUUGAUUGUGCAACCUAUCUUACAUCCAAACGUCGAAUCUUCAUGAAAAGAAUUGAAGCAUUAAGAGUUGGGAAGGAAUUCAGAAAGACUGAUGCCCAACAGGCAUGUAAGAUUGAUGUCAACAAGGCUAGUAAACUCUGGCAAGCAUUUGACAAAGUUGGUUGGCUUAAUCCAUCUUGGGUCAAGAAGUAUGCUUAGAUUGAUGGCUCUUGUCGGCUAGCCAUAUUUUACCACUCCACCAUCAUUUAUCACUACGAACCUAUUGGUAUUUUAUACCAAUACACGAUACACGAUUACGACUCUGUCUACAUUUUUCAUUCACGAAUUUUUGAUUAAUUUCAACUGCAUUGCGACGGUUAUUCGCUUAUACUGAGACUCGACUUUCCCUUUUUGAUAUCACAGUUUACAAGCAUAUGAUACUUAACACAUUGGUUUCCUUUCUAUUUUCGGCCUGGUGCAUAUCUUACAUACAUAUUAACAUCAUAUUAUCUUUGCAUCGGGCUGCUUUGAUACCCAAGAGAGCCCGCCCAGCUCCUCUCUCACGAUAACAUUUUACUUUAUUUAUUCUCUUUUUGUUCAUUAUGGCCCAGGGGAAUAUUAUAUUCCGGCUUGUCAUUUUUUUUGGAUUUUCUUUGACUUUAAAGUCUGGAUGGAUCUUCAGCAUUGUGGAUGGACUUAUGGAAUCUAUGGUUUCCUACGGGAUAGUUCGGGAUCCUAUUGGCGUUUUUGAUUCACAUGAGUCUUACCAUUCUCAUAGGUUAUGGAUGGCUGUCGGGCUAUGGUAUGGCAUGGUUGGAGAUUUGUCUGGUGAUUGGUUGCAUUGGGUAUGGAUGGGGUGGUUAGGAAUUUUUUUGCAGAUAGUCGGAUAGGAAUGGUUUGGAUGGGGUUGGAAGGUUGGAGAACAACACAUUAUAACAACGAAUGCACAAUG